Schistocerca gregaria is the source of this 948-nucleotide messenger RNA. Its product is annotated as solute carrier family 22 member 8-like. The record is from RefSeq and is a predicted model, not a curated record. Bases 50 to 745 code for a protein of 231 amino acids. NCBI's taxonomy places the organism in Eukaryota, Metazoa, Arthropoda, Insecta, Orthoptera, Acrididae. The transcript has 4 exons.
UGAUACCCACACCAAGCUAAAAUACUUGUCUGACCAAAGAACAGAAAAAAUGGGUUUGAAGACCUUAUUUGUGAACCGAGUGUUGUUUAGAAAUACACUUCUUCUCAUUUGGGACAGGGCAGCUGCAGGAUUUACUAUGCUUACUCUGCUGCUGAGUGAUAAGACUUUUGGAGGAAAUCCUUUUGUUCCUUUUAUUGGGCAAGCAUCUCUUCAUAUACCAGCCAUAAGUCUGUCCCAUUAUGUUGGCAACAAAUUUGGAAGAAGAUGUUCACAUUUAUUUGUAGUGCUAACUGCUGCUAUUGUAUCCUACCUUACUGUCUGCUCAAUCACAGUCUCUUCACCACAGUGGGUGAUAACUACCAGCUCUCUGUUUAUUCAAUUCUGUAAUCAAGCAUCGCUCUCACUCACAAACUUACAGAGCAUGGAGAUACAUCCAACAUGUGUUAGACAAACCAGUGUGGCCAUGGAAUACAUGCUUUCAAAUGCCAUUAAUUGUGUGGCUCCAUAUGUCGCAUAUGUGGGAACAGAAAUGGAGCUCCGCUACAUGUUUGGUAUACUUGGAACUACAAUGCUUUUUACUUCACUUUCAAUAUCAUUUCUGCCAGAGUCUUUGAAUCAGAAGCUUCCAGAGACAAUACAGGAUGCUACUGCGUAUGGCCAGAGGCAGAAAUAUUGGAGACUUUCACAGAAGAAACAUUGUGAAAUAGAAACUGCUAACUUACAUUCACCUGAUCCUGCAAGAUGACAAUUUUCAUACAAGAAUUGAUCUUUUACACUGCGAAAAAAUUCAGAGUAACACUUCACACUUAUGUUUUCCAUCUUAUCAUUAUUUCUUCACUGAGGAUCCAUAUGCUACUAACUGGAUCUUUAAUUAAAAACAAGACAUAGCUUACAAUAUACAGAGAAAACAUCAGUGAUGAAAUCAGCACAUGGAAGUUACUAUACGUA